Molecule: messenger RNA, 1046 nt
Organism: Atta colombica
Lineage: Eukaryota; Metazoa; Arthropoda; Insecta; Hymenoptera; Formicidae
Gene: Urm1
Product: ubiquitin-related modifier 1
Exons: 5
Coding region: 581-919 (112 amino acids)
Biological process (GO): tRNA thio-modification; protein urmylation
Cellular component (GO): cytoplasm; nucleus
Molecular function (GO): protein tag activity
Source: RefSeq, a predicted model, not a curated record
UUAUUAUCGACUGAUGGGAUCGAAACUGGUGGGAUAACGAUCGAAAAGAAAACGACAAAAUUAAUUGAUUGUCCGAUUUAUUUCCGAUUAUUUUCAGACGAGUAGACAAACGUUUGCCGGCUUGGCGAACAUACGUGGCGCGCAAUGGCAAAUACUUUCAUCAGCCGCCAUUACAGGUUGCACUUUGGACGAUAUCUCGUAAUACCGUCGUGCCGCAUAGUUUACUCUUUACGUGAUGUUGCAAAUAAUUCGCGUUCUCGUUUGAUAAUACGGAUCGCUUGCGUGAUGAACAAUCGGCCGUUAAGAUGCACUCUCUCUUAAUUCUUUCUCUCGGUACCGAUAUCACAAGCAAGAUUAAUGACCUGCACGUUGCAGGACUAUAUAACGUACAUACGUGAUGGAGAGAAUCGAGCUGGUCUGCCAGCUAUUCCUCUUUUCACCCGCGAUCGCGUGUGAUCAUCGUUGAACGCUCAAGUUCGCGAAAGUUCUGGACAAUUGUACAAGCGCGCGCACGAUAAUUCAAUUCUAACCUAACGUAGAGAAGAGAAUCGUUCUUUGAACUCUCGUUUCACAAUUCACGAUGUCUGCGAUUGGACUUCCUCUUACUAUCGAAUUCGGAGGUGGAGCAGAGUUGCUAUUUGAUGGAAAGAAGCGGCACGAGGUGGACUUACCCGGUGAGGAAUGGACGCUGAAACGACUGCUAAGCUGGCUGCGGGAUAACCUCUUAACAGAACGGCCCGAGCUCUUUAUGCAGGGGGACACGGUUAUUGCACCGUGUUGCUCGAACUGCAGAUUUACUUUGCAUAUAAACGUGUCACAUCAGUCACGUGAAUCCGCACAAUCCGCAAAUGAAUGGGAUCGACCGACAACGGCGACGACCAACAUCGUUAAUGAAAAUGGCCGCAUACACUACGUAUGAUAUAUAUACAUUAUUACUAGCGCAUGGCGCAUAUCGCGCCGGUCGUACGCGCAAUGCACAGAUGUCAGUAUCUGUAUCUUCCGAUGCAUUCCGAUAUAGAAUAGAGACCCUCAAGUUAAGAGUCUAG